AUGCACAACAUCGCAAACAUCCGCAUACAUCCGCAAGUAUUUUUUUUGAGCUUCAAAAGUCCAGAACUCUGCGCGUUAAACGCUCAGAUGGCUUGGGGCAAUGCGUUGCUCGUGGUCUUGCUUUCUGCUUUACCACAGAUUGCGGCUGGUAACGGCUGCACAGCAACGCAGAUUCAGAAUGACUUGCUCCCCAACCAUGCCACACCAUCCAGUUGCUGGACCGUCAUUGUGGUGAACCGUCAGAAGGUCGUCUACGAUGUGACAAAGCUGGUGUCCAACCAUGAAGGAGGGCGGAGGGUCAUUGAGCAAAUGUGUGGACGCGACGGAAGCAUCGGGUUUUGGUGUUGGCACACCUUGGAGGACUUGCAAGAGUCGAUCGAUGAUGGAGAUGCAACGGAAAUUUGCCGAACUUCUGCAAGUGUUCGACGUCUUGAUGCUCGUGAAGAUGCAAGUGGUCGACGUCUUGAUGAUGACGAAUGGGAUGAAGAAGAUGAAGAUGACGAUGAAGGUAUUCGAAACUCUUGUGCAGCAGGUGGUUCACUUCCUCCAGCUCCAGCCACACAGAUUCUCGCCAGUGAAGUAGCAAAUCACAAGAGUUCAGGUGAUUGCUGGACAAGCAUGACUCAAGGGACAACAAAUGUUGUUAUGGAUAUCACCAACUACAUGACGCUACAUCCGGGUGGAAAAGCCUACAUUCUGUCGAUGUGUGGACGGGAUUCCACUGCCGCAUUCCAAGUGUACCAUCCCUGGACCUAUGUUACAGAAGCCGUGAGACAUGGCUACGUUUCAAUGAAGGGUCAACUUUCGGGAACAUAUCCUGUGAUCACCACAACCACAGUAACACUUGCACCUGGGGUAACAACGACAACUGGUCCUACCUCUUCUCCGCAGACAAAAAUCACCGCAACAGUCCUCGGGCAGCAUGCGAGCACUUCAAGUUGUUGGGGCCGCAUUGGCUCCUGGGUGGUGGACAUGACGCAGCUGCUAUCAACGCACCCUGCCGGCAACUCUAUGCUGACUUGCGGGCAGGAUGUCACGGCAUCCUUCCGCAGCAUUCAUGCAGACUCGUACAUCUCCCGCAUGCCUGUCAUGGGCACUUGGGAUGACACAGUGAUUAGAAGGCCAACCCCAACACCAUCGCCAUCACCUGCAACAACGACCGCUCCAACCCCAGCGGCCCCAGCUCCGAGUCCACCACAGAUUGUUGGUGGCCAAACAUCCAUUUUGAACCCUCAGGUGCCGAGCGAGUCCAACGAGAUGAUUUCAAGCACAGAUGUCGCUGGACAUAACACGAAAGCAGAUUGCUGGCUAGCUCUACGCUGCAAGGUAUAUGACAUGACUGCAUACGUUCCUUUGCACACUGCCGACAAAUAUGCUUCGGCAGGAAACGGUGCUAUUGAGAGACUUUGCGGGUCCGAUGCAACAGCUGCAUUUGAAGCAGUGCAUCCAAUAUCCUAUAUCGAUGUGUCUGUGAGCCUGGGGGCAAUCUACCAGGGUUUGCUGGCAGGCUGUGGCGCUCCUCCGGCCACUGCCUCAACUACCCAGCCUCCCACCACAACCGCAGCAGCGACGACUGCGCCACCAAGUCCAGCACCUUCUCCAGAAAUGGUCCCAGUGAAUGCUACUCUAUGGUAUGAAUUGCGCUUCCCCAACUUGGUCGCUGCUACACAAAACUUGGGCAGCGUUCAAACAGAGACGUCUUUGUCGGUGGCUGUCGCAAAUACAAUGGCUCAACAAGGGCUAAGCAACGUGAGAUGCAUCGUUUCCAACCUUAGAUCUGGAAGUAUUUUGGCAACAGUUGGCCUCUUCAUGAAAGAUGUUGGCCAGCUUGAACAUGUCCAGUUCUUUGGAAGGAAUCAUAUGACAAAAGUGAGUUGGCUGGGUGACUCUCCUACAGUGCAAGGAACCCCAACGCUUGACGUCGCCUAUGCCACCUCCCCCACUCCCACCCAAGCCUCCACUGCCACAACUUCCUCAUUGCCAGUCUAUACGAUCGACCAGGUACGAGAUCAUAACAGCAAUGUGGAUUGCUGGAUGGCUAUACAUGGGAAGGUCUAUUCUUUUAUGGGUGCAGGAGGAGCACACCCUGCGGGGAAUUUCCUGUCUUUGGGAAUUUGCGGAGUUGAGGCAUCUGCAACAUUUGAUUUGCAUCAUCCGUUGUCCUACCUAAGUGUCUCAGCUCUGAAGAAGAUUGGUGGCGCACAAGUUGGGACUCUUUCCUCUGCUUCCGCAGAGGAUGCUGGGCGCACAUAUCCCCGUCCCUCGCCUGUGCAAGUCCUACCAAACAUUGUGGUCACAUUGAACGGUGGCUCCACCGACUUUCUGCAAAAACACAACCUUGGACAAGAUUGUUGGAUGGCACUGCAUGGUGACGUUUAUGAUGCAACCAGCAUGCUGUCACAGCAUGAUGGAGGCCGUGCCAAUGUUGAGGCUUUGUGUGGCUUGGACGCCACAGCUUCCUUUGAUUGUGUUCAUGGCAUGGGAGAAAUCCAAGAAGCAGUGAACGACUAUGGAAUCAGCAAAGUUGGCACUACCACCACAGUGCUUGGGCAAGGUUGCACUUUCCAACUUCAAGCAGGAAUGUUACCAGAUCAGCAGAUAACCUGGGAGGAAUUGGCCAAGCAUUCAACCACUCAAGACUGCUGGGUCAUCCUGGGAUCCCAGGGGAUCGUAUGGGAUAUCACUGCUUACUUGCCGAAGCACACAGGGGGGUCGGCAAGUGUUGGAAUGCAUUGUGGUGGUGACGCAACAAGCCCUUUCGACAAGAAGCACAAAGCGGGCUACAUCACAACCAUGGCUCAAAAGGGUGGCAUCCCUCAAGGUACAAUCAGUGGCCCACAACCAGCAUUGGACUCAGGUACUGUGCAUCUCACACCUUUGCAAAUGAGCGAGGUCGCAAAGCACAGCAUAGCAGCCGAUUGCUGGGUGGCAGUUCACGGCUAUGUCUUGGACGUCACAGG
Messenger RNA from Durusdinium trenchii, 2960 nucleotides. NCBI's taxonomy places the organism in Eukaryota, Dinophyceae, Suessiales, Symbiodiniaceae. The record is from the annotation of a GenBank genome assembly.